GAACAGAAGAACAAUGACUGGAGAGCAUACUUCAGUAAUUUACGGUACCCAUUAUCCUAAUAGACUUUUUGUUGGUUGUCUUCCUCCUGAUGCAGGAGCUGAAGAUCUUGGUACGUUUUUUGCCAACUAUGGUAACGUAGUAGAAGCAAAAGUUGUUUUAGAUAAAUUUGGUGUUUCAAAGAGGUUUGGGUUUGUAACAUUCAGUAAUGCGGAGGAUGUUGAAACUCUUAUUAAUGGAAAAGAUGUUAUUUUUCAAGGGAAGAAAAUUAACGUAGGACCUGCUGUUAAGAAAAACGUAGAAAACAUGGAAAACAACAACAAUCAAUCAGCAGGGCAUGAAAACAGUCAAAACAAAGAUCUUGAACCCCCACAAUCAAUACAACAAAUACAACCAAUUCAUGUUGCUAAAACAAUUAUAAGAAAAUCUCCUCUGGAGACAUGUCAGCGCUUAAAUUAUGAGCAAGAUGAAAGCUCCUUUCAAUCAAUUUGGGGAAUUUCUAAUCAAAAAGUAUCAGUAUGGGGCCCAUUAAGUAAUAGUUUUUCUCAAUACACCUCAAAAUUAACUGAAAAACCCUCUAGUAUACUUGAUCAAACAAAUAAAAAACCAGCAUAUUACCAACGAUACUUUAAAAAUUCAAAGUAUACCCCAACUUUUAGCAACGGAUUGAGAGAUGGUACAUUUAUCCAUAGCCUUAGUAUAAACAAAUAAGCAGUUAACUUAUUUGUUUAUACAAAAGCUAUUUGCUUAUUUGUUUAUUCUAAAUAAUUUUUAAUGGUUUUUAAUAAUUUUAUUAAUUUUUAACAAUUUCUACUGACCCUUUGUAAUAGUUAUUUGUAAUGAAUAUUUUGUAAAUUUUUGUA
This is a messenger RNA of Hydra vulgaris (swiftwater hydra), 861 nucleotides long. The record is from RefSeq and is a predicted model, not a curated record. NCBI's taxonomy places the organism in Eukaryota, Metazoa, Cnidaria, Hydrozoa, Anthoathecata, Hydridae.